GUCCCGAUGUCCCGAUGGAAUAUGAUCUAGCUCGUUGUAACUUUCGCUGUGAGUUCGCGAUCGCGGCAAUAUCUGUGUAUCCUAGGAUCGGUGGCUAUCCCGUGCGCACGAUGCACCCUGAUUUCAUCACCUCUGCUGAACUCCAGAUCCUUAGCUUCGACGCCACAUGACCGAAGAGCCUUGUCACACGAAUAGUCGCAUGCCGCUCAGCACAACGAUGUGGUUGACAAUUCUCAAUAUAGCACUGGCGAGCGCUUGCGGGCAGCAGUACGUCAUGUCUAUGCCAGUCUUGCAAGGCAACAUCGGCGGAAUGGCUGGUCAACAAGAACCGAUUCCUCCCAGUACAAGAGCUCAUUGGAUGCGACAGGCCAACAUUGCCCUUGGUGCACCUUGUCCAUUCGCUGGGUUUGGCUCGGUGAUUGUAAACCACACCGCGAACGCGGGACUGGGCGACUUGGUCUGUUCAGGGGUGAAUGGAAAUAGGGAAACUGGAAACCCGAUACUUCAUGGUGAAGUGGCAGCAAUCAAUAACUGCACGACCAUUUUAACUGACCCUAACGGGCCAUAUAAACUGUCUCCUAGAGAAGCCACGGAGGCAUUCACUAGUUUGUCAAUCUAUACCAAUGCUGAGAGCUGCCCGAUGUGUGCUUCGGCCAUUCGAUGGGCAGGUUUUAAGGAAUAUGUUUACGGCACAAGUAUCGAUAAGCUGGUCAAAAGUGGCUGGCACCAAAUGAAUAUCUCCUCACAAGAGAUCUUUGAUCGAUCUAACACGCUUGCUCAUUCCACAGUGCUGAUAGGCCAUGUUUUGGCGAACGAGACAGACCCUUAUUUCCGCUGGCAAUUUGCUCCGGGAACUCCUUGCCCGGAGGGUUGUUCGAGGUUGGUUGAUGGUUGUCAUGCCGAUUGAACGCUUGGCCAUCCUGAUAGCAGGGAGCAAUGACCAGAUUCGGUCUCUCAGGACAGGAUCUCUAGCAUAUCUAUAUGCGCCAUGAUGAUCAAGGCUUUCCUGACAAUGAACUGAAUAGCAUCGCACCUUGGCGCAGAUUCCACAUCUUGAAUCGAAUAAUAGCAGAGGGUGCAAUCAAAUCUUUUGACUUCCCAUCCUGAAGAUGUGAUCAAGUAGACUACUACUCAGUCCAUCUAUGCUGCCUGAAGAUACGAUCCAAGGAUGUAUGCACCAUCGUUAAGCUCGUUCAGCGUGUUGGCAAACCCCCCCCCCCCCCCCCCCCCC
Truncatella angustata is the source of this 1231-nucleotide messenger RNA. RefSeq names its product cytidine deaminase-like protein. Gene Ontology annotation, molecular function: guanosine deaminase activity. Lineage: Eukaryota; Fungi; Ascomycota; Sordariomycetes; Amphisphaeriales; Sporocadaceae. The transcript has 2 exons. Gene Ontology annotation, biological process: purine nucleoside catabolic process. The record is from RefSeq and is a predicted model, not a curated record. Bases 167 to 907 code for a protein of 246 amino acids.